AUGCCAAGUGCUGAUGCUUCCAAGUACAAGGUAAUCGUCGACGAUUAUCGAACAGAUUUACUUAAUGGACUUCAGCUAAUUAGAGAGGAGGUACGAGCCAAAAAUGAGAAAUAUAGGGCUAAAAUGAAGGAAGCGUAUGAUGAGCGUAAGAACGUGAACGUUCUUUCUAUUCCAGCGGUGGGAGGAAGGGUGUUCAUGAAACUACCACGAGAAAAGGCUGGAAAACAUCCCAAAUUGACCAUAGACUGGGACAGGCCGUAUCGCGAAUUGCAAACUGACGAAACUUUAGCCCUGAUCACUAAAAUAGGCAGCAAUGAAGAUGCAAUCAAAGUUCAGCGUGACUUACUUCUCACAUGUCCAGAUGACAUUUCAAACGAGCAAGUGAGUGGGAAGACUAGGAGGAAGAGAGUGAAGAGAGUGUUAAAAAUUUCCGUAUCUUCUUGCUCAUUUCAGAAAGGAACUCGAUUUCGAUGUUCCUGA
Messenger RNA from Haemonchus placei, 480 nucleotides. The record is from the annotation of a GenBank genome assembly. Lineage: Eukaryota; Metazoa; Nematoda; Chromadorea; Rhabditida; Trichostrongylidae.